AUGACUAAUACAAUCGUAUUAGCCUGUGCUCUGCAAAUCAGUGGUUGUGGUGCCUGUUGCAUGAAUGCAGACAACUACAGUAUUCUUAUUCUUGCAGAUCAGAGAACGAUACAGAUAUCUGUGUGGCAGUCAGCAUUUCAUGGUCUUACAAUCUCUGUGGUGAUCAGAGUGCCAGACGACUUUCACACGCCGUUGGACUACUACAAAGAACUUCAGGCAGGGGCCAAGGCUAAUGGCCUCGAUCUUGUUCCAGUGAUCGAGGCAAAGCUGGGCAAGACGCAUCCACUCCCAAUGGCGCUUCGCGGUGAUACCGAGGCAGCCAAAGCCAACUGGCAGUCGAUGAGGAAGGCUCUGACAUUCCAGCCACAGCGCAGUCGCGGUUGGAAUCCAGCACUUGGAGGAAGCGCAGGUUCUGGGGUUGCUGAGGACAAGUGGGGCUCACUGCUUGCCGCUGCAAAAGAGGCCAAGGAUACAGAAGGCAAAGCUGCCGCUGGGGCAGAGGAAGGGCCAAGUGCGUCUGAGGAGAGAGCCAAUGUUCCAAAGGCUGCACCGGCUGUUGCGGCAGCGGCUGCCACAGCAGUUGCCCCAGCGGCUGCCACAGCAGUUGCCCCAGUUGCCACAAAGGACCAACUGGCUGCUCCAAAGGAUGUACCACCUGCCACAAAGGAUGCAGCAGUCGCCAACGGCACAGCCAACGCUGCAGCUGCUGAACAGGAACCAGGGAAAGAGGCAAAGGAUGUGUCCAAAGAAAAAGCAGUGGUGCCAAAGGAUGGGUCAGCCGAGAUCAGGGAAAGGGGCAUUCUGUUGCCACAACCAAUUGACGGGAAGAAUGGCAAGGGACUGGAAGCUGUUGGAGAGAAGCCAAAAGGGGACGACGAUCAAGAAAACAAGCCCACAGUCGCCAACAGGACUAGAGGAGUGCCUGCCAGUGCUGCCAAGGACAGGGGCAUGCGUAUGCCUGUGCGCGAUGAGACAGGUGGUGGCAAUGCACGGGGCAAUAAGUGCUGCAUGUGCUUUGGCAUGAGGUGA
Messenger RNA from Ostreobium quekettii, 1029 nucleotides. NCBI's taxonomy places the organism in Eukaryota, Viridiplantae, Chlorophyta, Ulvophyceae, Bryopsidales, Ostreobiaceae. The record is from the annotation of a GenBank genome assembly.